AGCAGUUUACUGCACCACGGUUGACGUUACAGUUCCGGUUCCACCUCGUAGUAGCACUUUAGCUAAAACGUCGGCGGGAAACUCGCUGAAACUAUCCUAAACGCAAAUCGACAAGAACAUCAAGAGGACGGGAUCGCACAGCGCCGAGAAAACAGCUGCCCGUUCUUGAUGGCUCUGUAAAUACGCUCACCGCAAACCCAAGCUUCACCGAGUGGGAUCCAGCUAACAUGGCUAACGUCGGAAACCAGCUACCAACGCAGGCCGUUAGCAAGCCUUCGUCGGGAAAACAUGGCAACGUACUGCCCCUAUGGGGCAACGAAAAGACUAUGAACCUCAACCCGAUGAUUCUUACAAAUGUGCUCUCCUCGCCGUAUUUCAAAGUUCAGCUUUACGAGUUGAAGACCUACCACGAAGUCGUGGACGAAAUCUAUUUCAAGGUGACUCACAUUGAGCCCUGGGAAAAGGGAAGCAGGAAGACUGCAGGCCAGACUGGAAUGUGCGGAGGGGUGCGCGGCGUUGGUACUGGUGGCAUUGUAUCAACUGCUUUCUGUCUCCUUUACAAACUGUUUACUCUCAAGCUAACACGCAAACAGGUGAUGGGUCUCAUCACUCACACAGACUCGCCCUACAUCAGGGCGCUUGGAUUCAUGUACAUCAGAUACACUCAGCCUCCGACAGAUUUAUUAGACUGGUAUAAUGACUUCCUGGAUGAUGAGGAGGAGCUUGACGUGAAAGCAGGCGGCGGCUGUGUCAUGACCAUCGGGGAGAUGCUGCGCUCCUUCCUGACCAAACUGGAGUGGUUCUCCACCCUGUUUCCCAGAAUCCCCGUGCCCGUUCAGAAGGCCAUCGAUCAGCAGAUGAAGGCGAGGCCGCGCAAGGUGGUGCAGAAGGAGCCGGAGGAGGAGGCGGAUGUCACAGAGGCGGGGAGGCAAGGAGAAAGGCGGCGCUCCAGGACGCCGCGGCGGACCCCCAGUCCCAAACGGUCGCCCAAGCGGUCGAGAAGCCGGAGCCACCACCGCGAGAGAGACCGCCGCGGGCCGAGCUUCGACCGGGAGCUGGAGAGGGAGCGCGACCGCCAGAGGAAGGAGCGGGACGGCAGGGACCGAGACAGGGAGAGGGAGAGGGGGGAGAGGGAGAGGCGGAGAUCCCGCAGCGCAGACAGGAUCAGAGAGCGCAAAAGGAGCCGCAGCGGCAGCAGAGAGCGGCGGAGCGAGCGCAGGGAGAAGGAAAGGGACGCGGGCGAAGACAGGGGCAGGAAGAAGGACAGGGACCACCACAAGGAGCGAGGCGCCGAGAGGGAGAGGUCCAGAGACAGGAAGAGCAGGGCGGAGAAUGACGAGCGGAGGCACAAGGAGGACCGCGACAGGCACAGGGAGGACAGGAAGGCCAAACGGUCGAGCCGGAGCAGGAGCAGAGAGAGGAGGCAUAAGAGCGGGGCGGAGGAGAAGGCCAGGAAACGAGACCGCAGCCAGAGCAGAGAGAGGGAGCGAGAGCGGGACGGCGAGCGCUCCCACAAGCGCAGCCGCAGCAAAGAGAGGAGCCGUCACCAGCGAGACUCCAGCAACGAGCAGAGCAAACACGGCGAGCGCAGAAGAAGUCAGAGCACCGAGUGACCCGUGGGCUCCUCCUCCUCCUCCUCCUCCUCCUCCUCUCUGCUGCGCGGUCAGGCGUGAGCCCGAAGUGAAGGAGCGUUAGCAUGGCAGGGUUAGCAUCAGGGGCCGUCCGUGGCCAAACGUACCGUUCAGUCCCACUUGUUUUCAGAUGUUUCUCUCCCUCUUAGAACAUUGUUAGUCCUCCAUUUAAAAUCUGUACAGUCAGAACAAACGGCAUUUUAAUUUUUCUAUGAUUCUCGUUUCGCUCCCGAGAAGACGUGGGUUUGUACAUACUGUCUAGGAAACGUCUGCACACUGUUAUCGGGCCGCGUUGGUUUAGAAGGUUCACCUCUGUGCCGUCAGCGGCCACUACACCAAUCAUAGCGGGUUAUCGGAUCUAUUUUCAGCCUUUGAAGCAGUUUGUGCUCAUGUCGGAUCUCUGGUCGACGCUGACGUGCGAUCGGAUGGCAACGGUUUGACUCCAGAGGUGAAGCCCCACAUGACAGUCCUUGACCGUUUGACAGUCCAGGAAUGUUUUAAUCCUCCAAAGGGCAGACGGCCAUGGUCACUUUUUACCACACACACCUGAUCCCUGCUUGUGUUGUGUUUGAGUUGUUGCUCUGUUGCAUUUUGUUUUCUAAUAAAAACCCUUUUACAAAUGA
Messenger RNA from Fundulus heteroclitus (mummichog), 2254 nucleotides. RefSeq names its product pre-mRNA processing factor 38B (gene prpf38b). Gene Ontology annotation, cellular component: precatalytic spliceosome. The coding region runs from base 228 to 1613 and encodes 461 amino acids. The record is from RefSeq and is a predicted model, not a curated record. NCBI's taxonomy places the organism in Eukaryota, Metazoa, Chordata, Actinopteri, Cyprinodontiformes, Fundulidae. The transcript is spliced from 6 exons.